Molecule: messenger RNA, 3371 nt
Organism: Pieris rapae (cabbage white)
Lineage: Eukaryota; Metazoa; Arthropoda; Insecta; Lepidoptera; Pieridae
Product: sodium-coupled monocarboxylate transporter 2
Exons: 13
Coding region: 235-2328 (697 amino acids)
Biological process (GO): sodium ion transport; transmembrane transport
Cellular component (GO): membrane
Molecular function (GO): symporter activity
Source: RefSeq, a predicted model, not a curated record
UGGUGAUGAAUUUUCUUAGAUAACCAGAAAAAGGGUUCAUAUAAAGAAUGUGAAGUGAGACAAAGUGUUCUGUGUCAUCGGAUUAAUUACCAUUUAUUGGUGUGCAUGUUGGGCGUUCAGUACAGUCAAAACUAAACAGUGUGGUCAGGACGUGUAUUAGUUCGAUUACGGUCGAACGUUUUUUUCUUUGAUAAAGUGUAAUAUGGAUAGAGAUUAAUCACAACAUAUUCAAGAAUGGCAACCGAUAAUUUCAAGCGGCGUUGUCCUUUACUUAAGUUGUCGUUAUUACAUAAUCUUGUAAUUUUUACGACGACAUCAUGCCUUUUUGCGGCCGCCUCCGCAUCAACCCUCAAUGCCAGUACAUCCAUAAACAAUACCAGCUCCGGAAAUGAGACCGAUCUCUCGGAACUUUUUCACUGGCAAGACUAUGGGGUACUUGCUGCUAUGUUAUUUGUUUCUUGUGCAAUCGGCGUAUUUUAUGGCUAUUGUGGUGAGAAACAAACGACUGGAGAUGAUUUUCUUUUAGGUGGAUCAUCGAUGGGAACAUUUCCCAUGGCUUUAAGUUUAGCGGCUAGUUUUAUAACUGCUAUCGAAUUAUUGGGCAAUCCAGCAGAAAUGUACAUAGCUGGAGCGCAGUUUUGGAUGAUUUGCAUUGCUUUUGUUCUGGUUGUUCCCAUUUCUAGUCAACUUUAUCUACCCGUUUUUAUGAGGCUUCGAUUGACAUCAUGCUACGAAUACCUGGAGGUGCGAUUCUGCAAAUCUAUACGAGUUUAUGCAAGCGCAUUAUACAUGCUUCAAAUGAUAUUGUACACUGCAGUAGCUGUUUAUGCUCCAGCUCUUGCUCUUUCAGAUGUAACUGGACUAAAUACGUAUGUAGCAGUAUCGCUCGUCUACGUAGUUUGUAUUUUUUACGCUUCCCAAGGUGGAAUGAAAGCGGUAAUCAUGACAGAUUCUUUUCAAUCGGCAGUUCUUUUAGCAUCAUUAGCGACAAUAUUAGCUUUAGGUGCCGACCAAGUUGGCGGUCUUAACGCAGUAUGGGAUUAUUCUAGACGUUCUGAUAGACUACACUUUUUUGAUAUGGACCCAGAUCCCACGGUCCGCCAUUCGUUUUGGUCAGUAGUUGUUGGUGGCACAAUGUACUGGGUGAGCAUGUUUUGCGCAAACCAGGCUUCCGUACAAAAAUACUUAUCUGUUGAGCGGAUAUCACAAGCUAGAAUCGCUCUAUGGGUAUCUGCAAUUGGCUUGAUUGCCGUGUAUUCUGUGAAUUUCAUCACCGGAGCUGUGCUUGCCGCCCAUUAUUCUGGUUGCGAUCCAAUACAGGCUGGAGUUAUCAGUGCAUCAGAUCGAUUACUUCCACUAUAUGUGGUGAGGGAAUUUGGAAAAUACCCGGGCGUUCCUGGCUUCUUCGUCGCUGGCAUUUUCGCUGCUAGUCUCGGUACUGUUGCAUCAGCCCUAAACUCUUUAGCUGCAGUCGCGUGCCAAGACUUAGCGAACGGCUUAUUAGGGAUAACACUUCCAGAAGAGAAAGGCGCUAUGAUAGCAAAGUGGGUCUGCUUGGCCUGUGGUGCCAUCUCCUUUGCCCUGGUCUUUAUUGUGGAACGACUUGGGCCAGUUCUACAAUUGGCGCUAUCAUUCAACGGCAUGGCUGGAGGGGUUUCCUUGGGUCUCUUUAGUUUAGGAAUGUUAUUCCCAUGGGCUAAUUCUAGGGGUGCAGUGGCAGGCGGUAUUUUCGGACUACUCGUAGUGGUUGUAGCAGGCGGUGGUGCACAAUUAGCGCAGGUUCCACUCCCGCGGCUUCCUACAUCAACGGAUUCCUGUCCUGCUUACUAUAAUCUGACUUUGAGUAUUUCCCCAAGUGAAAACCAAGACGAAGCAGUUUUUUGGCUAUUCAGAGUCUCAUACCUAUGGUAUUCAAGCCUAGGUUGUGUAGCUACUAUCUUGGCUGGAAUGGUUGUAUCAGUGAUAACCGGUGUAACGGAUCCCGCCCAUGUGCCAAUUGAUCUAAUUUCGCCACCCGUCAUAUCCCUCUUAAACGCCUUGCCGAAGAAGUUAAAGAAAGCGUUACGGAUACCAACGCGUAUGGGCUUGGAAAGGCGGCGAAGUUCGAGCGUGCGGCCGCCAAGUAUUGCAGAUGACAAGGACACGAGACGGCGCAGGCGCCUCUCGGAAUUAGCUGGUGGUGUCUUUUAUAGCGACGCACAGAUCCUUACGCAAGGACAUGACAACCUCGCAUUGGACACAGAGAAAAGCCACGAUCAUAACCAUCGCACUAGCUUUAAAUUGGAUACACAAUCAAGUCCACAACUUUCUAGAACAUCUACCUGUUAAGUUUAGUAUAUUAGCGUAUUACUGCACUAGAGUAAAACGUAACGUACAGGUAUUCAACAAAUAAUGAAGGCAUUUUCUUCCUGGGUACAUAUUAGAAACCAUAACUUACAAAUUAUAAAUAUGUCGCAGCCAACUGGCUUAAUGAGCCGUACAAUUAACAGCUUAGCCUUUUUACAAAACGGCGCGUUUAACUAACGGCCUGAAAGAUGUUCCGUCAGUUGAUCAAACAGCUAGGCAAAUCACUUGGAUCGAUGAAAAUAAAAUAAAAAUCUGUUCGAAAUCACAGAACAGAUUUUUAUUUUAUUCUGUACUUGACAUUUUCCUUUGAAUUAUUGUAAUGUUUAGGGAGGGUAAAAGUUGCUGAAUUUCUUGCCUGUUCUUCUCAGAACAAGGCCUCCUGGCAGUUUUUCGAACGGAUAGCGUAGUUUUGCUCUUUCGAGAAUUUUGUAAACGUUUUGACAUUCAUAAGCAUGCCCAAAGACGCAUCUACAUUGAAUACUUAAAUGAGUUUUGAUUUAAUGACGUUACAUUAAUUCCUAGCCUGUUGACUGUUAAUUUAAAUUUAAUUCCACUUUCUGCCAUUCUCAAUCUCGAAACAAAGUUUCAUGAAAAACAACAAAAGUGUAGUGUUUUUAUGUGUAAUGUGAAGUGUAAAAGAUGAAACAUGGUUUCAUGUUUUUUAUUUCUCCUAAACAAUUGUUCUAUGGUAUGAAUGGCCUAAGCUUUAGCCAGCCAGCUUAUUAAAAUAAAUGUUGUAACAAACACUACGGCGGAAUAUCUUUCUGGCCUAAAGGCCAGACUAAAUGUAAACGGCGCCAUUUAGUUAAAAGUCCAGGUUGUUAAUUGGAUGGCUAAUUAAGCUAAUUGGCUUCGACAUAUACACAUUUAUAUCAUAUGUACUUAACGAAAAUAACCAAAUUAAUGUUACUGUCAAUUAUUUAUAUUCCAUAAAUUUAUGUACUUACUUAACUGAUUCCAGUAAAUCGUGUAUUUAAGGCUAAUUUUACCGUUUCAUUAUUGAUUAAAUGUCUAACAAGUGCAAA